Puccinia graminis f. sp. tritici CRL 75-36-700-3 is the source of this 3076-nucleotide messenger RNA. RefSeq lists its product as uncharacterized. The coding region runs from base 450 to 3065 and encodes 871 amino acids. The transcript is spliced from 11 exons. Gene Ontology annotation, molecular function: oxidoreductase activity. NCBI's taxonomy places the organism in Eukaryota, Fungi, Basidiomycota, Pucciniomycetes, Pucciniales, Pucciniaceae. The record is from RefSeq and is a predicted model, not a curated record.
UUGGGCCUGGCUCGGAUAGAGUCGGAUAUGUAGCGAUGGUAUGUAUAUCUUGAGGAGUUUGCUAAACCCAUGACGUCAUCGUCGCCUGACCCAGUCGGAGUCCCAAGUCGAGCCGCAUCGAUUCCGAAUCUCGAUCAAUGUUUGGAAUUCAACCCAAUCUGGAAAGGCACCACGCCAAAAACCACAUGAGCUUCCUCCUGACCAUCCCUCUCAUUACCGACUACACUCAACAUCCCCAUCUCCUGAACUGUUAAUCAAACCUGCUUAUCCUCAACUCCUUUCGAUUGACACUCACCUGAACAUCAGCAAGCCUUCUUAUCAACAAUCUUACUCGAAUCGGUCACAAACGCUGCAUUGGUCAAACGUAGCGUCGAUCAACCUGUGCUGUACCUCUUGCCAACUCUUACGUACCGUCGAUCAAGUCUUACAUCUCUGCAUCCAGAAUUAUCAUGUCAACUCCGAUCAGUUUUAACCAAAAAACCGUAAUUGUAACGGGUGCUGGUGGUGGUUUAGGGAAAUGUUACGCUAUAUUCUUUGCCUCCCGUGGGGCCAACGUGGUGGUAAAUGACAUGAGCAAGGACGCUGCUGAUAAAGUAGUCAGCGAAAUCAAGACAUCUGGUAAAGGAAAGGCUUUGGCGAAUUAUGAUAACGUAGUAGAGGGUCACAAAAUAGUCAAGCAAGCAGUCGAUAACUUUGGCACGGUUCAUAUCCUUAUCAACAAUGCCGGAGUUCUAAGGGACAAGUCGUUCAAGUCUAUGACAGACCAAGAGUGGGAUGUCGUCCAAGCCGUCCACGUUCAAGGGCCUUAUGCGUGUACUAAGGCUGCUUGGCCUAUCAUGAGAAAGCAAAAAUUUGGUCGAAUUAUCAAUACUGCAUCAGCUGCAGGUCUCUACGGCAAUUUCGGGCAAGCGAACUACUCGGCCGCUAAACUAUCUCAAGUCACCUUUUCUAAAACCCUGGCUCGCGAAGGAGCGAAGUACAACAUCCUUGUCAAUGCGAUAGCUCCUGUGGCAGCGUCACAAAUGACUGCUACUAUCAUGCCGCCAGAAAUGCUGAAGGAAUUGACACCCGAAGCAAUAGUCCCUCUGGUUGCAUAUUUGGUCUCUGAAGAGAACACAAAAGAAAGCGGCCAAGUAUUCGAAUCUGGGGCUGGAUGGUAUGGAAAACUUCGAAGGGAAAGAUGUCGUGGCGCUGUCUUCAAGACUGAUGAUAGCUUUACCCCGUCUGCUGUCAUGGCCAGAUUUGAUGAGAUCAAUGACUUCGAAAAUCCAACUUACCCCGAGAACAUCACAGAUGCCAACUACUUGGAGCUUUUAGAGAGAGCCAAAAAGCUUGCCUCCAACAAGCAGGCUUCUUCGCCCGUGGAAUUUCGUGGGAAGACUGUCUUGGUCACCGGAGCUGGAAACGGACUCGGCCGUGCGUACGCGCUUAUGUUUGGUAAACUUGGAGCGAAUGUUGUCGUGAAUGAUAUGAGUAAAGAAGCUUGCGAAAAGGUAGUUAAUGAAGUGAAACAAUUGGGAGCUCAGGCUGUGGCCAGUGUUUCAUCUGUGGAAGAUGGCCCGAAGGUUGUUAAUACUGCUUUAGAAAGCUUUGGAGGACUUCACGUGGUCAUCAACAACGCUGGGAUCUUGCGCGACAAAAGCUUCCACAGUAUGUCUGAUGCCGAGUGGGAUAUCGUGCUUCGUGUACACUUGCGGGGAACGUACAGUAUUUCACACGCUGCCUGGCCGAUUUUUUUGAAACAAAAGUAUGGGAGGAUCCUCAACACCACUAGUGCUGUGGGCAUUUAUGGUAACUUUGGACAGGCCAAUUACAGCACGGCUAAGGCAGGGAUCUUGGGGUUGACUCAGACUUUGGCUAUUGAGGGAAAGAAGCAUAACAUACUUUGCAACACGAUUGCACCCAAUGCUGGAACUUCAAUGACAGCCACCAUCUGGCCCGACGAGAUGGUUCAAGCUUUCAAACCCGAUUACGUAGCGCCUUUAGUGGGGUAUUUGACAAGCGAAGCCAACCGAGACACCACCGGGAAGUUGUACGAAGUCAGCGGUGGCUGGUGCGCGGCUGUGAGAUGGCAACGCUCUUUUGGGCACUCGUUCCCAGCUGGUCAAGUGAGCCCAGAAAAGCUCAAAGAGAAAUGGAACCAGAUCAUCAAAUUUGACGAGCGAGCCACGCAUCCAACGAGUACCACUGAAGCUUUGGAGCAAAUUGUGGCCAACUUCGGUGCCGAAGAAGAAUCGGAGGACUCUUCAUCCGGCGAUUCUGUUGGAGAUUACUCAGAUCCAGAAGAUUCAGAGCUUGUUGCAACUGCAAAGAAAUCUGUACCAGAAGCUAUGGAGUAUACGUUUACUGAAAAAGAUUGUAUCCUAUACAAUUUGGGAAUCGGGGCGAACGAGAAGCAAUUAAAAUAUGUCUACGAAGCUGAUGAGGAAUUCCAGGUUAUCCCAACGUUCGGGGUGAUCCCACAAUUCCCAUCUUCCAGCCAAAUGCCUGUCGACUGGCUUCCUAAUUUCAGCCCUAUGAUGCUUCUACAUGGCGAGCAGUACUUGGUGAUCAAAAAGUUUCCGAUUCCGACCUCUGGUACAUUUGUAAAUCAAACAAGGUUGAUGGAAGCAACUGACAAAGGAAAGGCGGCUGCUGUGGUUACUAUCACCCACACGUAUGACAAGGAAUCAGGUGAAUUAUUGUUUGAAAAUCAAGGCACAGUAUUCAUCCGUGGAUCUGGUGGAUUCGGAGGAAAGAAAACCUCGAGUGAUCGAGGUGCAGCAUCGGCUCCCAAUAAGCCACCCAAUCGAAAACCAGAUGCAGUCAUCGCUGAGAAGACAGAAGCAAAGCAAGCUGCCUUAUAUCGUUUGAAUGGCGACUUCAAUCCGUUACACAUUGACCCUUCGUUUUCUGCAGUCGGUGGAUUCGAAAACCCCAUCUUACACGGGCUCUGCUUCUUUGGUAUUUCGGGUAAACAUGUAUACGAAAAGUUUGGACCUUUCAAGGACAUCAAGGUCCGAUUUGUAGGCUCAGUGUAUCCUGGCGAGACUGUUGAAACCCUAUAUAUGGAAAGAGGGAAAUAAAGUAAUCUUUG